Messenger RNA from Oldenlandia corymbosa var. corymbosa, 2063 nucleotides. The record is from the annotation of a GenBank genome assembly. Lineage: Eukaryota; Viridiplantae; Streptophyta; Magnoliopsida; Gentianales; Rubiaceae.
GGGGUUAUUCUCUUUCAGUCUCCUCCCAUUAGUCUACUCUCCACUGUCCAGUCUUUCCGAUCAGGCGAUUAAGUUCCGGCGGCAACUGGAGACACCUAAAUGAAAAGAACCCGAAAGAAGGAAUCCAUUUUAAUGGCGUCUGAAGGAGCAUCCACUGUCGAUCUUACAGUGGCGUCUUCCGAAACAUCCAUUGACGAUCUUCCUGAGGAUAUCCUUAUUCACAUUCUUUCCUUCCUCCCAACCAUCGCCGCCGUCAGAACCACCGCUGUCGCACGAAGGUGGCAAAACCUCUGGCAUUUGGUCCCCAUCCUCAAUUUCGACGUUUCAGAGUUUCAUGCCCGUAUUCCAGAGAUAUCUACCCGGGAUGCUCGCCAUCUGUUUGCUGUAUUUAUCGGCCAGACGCUCAUACACCGGCCCCACCACGUUCCUAUUGGCAAAUUGAAGUUAUUCUCCAAUUACAGGAAUGAUGAGGCAAUUAGGUUGUGCGUGGAUGGCUGGCUUAUGUAUGCCAUCCUUUGCGAAGCAACUGAGCUUAAACUCGAAUUUGAUUGGGAUCAAGGUGAAAAUGAAGAACAUGUCGGGUUAUGCCUUUCAUUUUUCUAAGCUUAUAAAUAGCUCAGUCGAGGUUUUAAGACUGCAUUGCAUCGAAAUCAGUUUCGCUGAAGAGACAUUUUCUAUGAAGAUUCAUUCUCUCAGGGAAUUACAUCUUGUGGACUCUUUUGCGCUGGAUGAACAAAUUAAAAAUAUGAUGGCAUUUUGUGUUAAUCUUGAAAUAUUGUCUAUUCUGGAUAUUCGGGGCUUGCACAAUUUGCGUAUAGUGUCAAACAAACUCAAGCACUUCAAGUUAUCUUACUUCGGGUUCGUCGAAGGAGAUUCACUUCAACUAUGUGCUCCAAGUUUGGAAUCAGUGACGUUUGAUAAUGUUUUCGGGAGGAAGUAUGCUUUGAAAGAUAGUUCGUGUUUGGUUGAAGCUCAUUUGGAUUUCGGUUCCAGAGGUUGGGAGGAGUUUGUGUGCUGGACUUAUCUAGUAAGAUUUCUAAGUAGUGUCAAGCGUUUAUGCAUCCAAAAUAUGUGGAAUUGGUUUCCAGAUUAUGUAGAUAUCAAAAGGCAACCUGAAGAUUGUAGCUUCGAGCAACCAAUGACCAGUGAAGAAGGGCGUCAUGGAAAGAUUGGAGAGGAGGUUUUCUCGAGAAGGUUUGGAUUUGGCAAUCUCAAACAUUUAGAGCUGCUAUUUGGGUACUCAAAAGAUGAUCUUCUUGGCCUGGAAAUUUUACUUCAGAAUUGUCCACAGCUUGAGACGAUGGUCCUUGUGAACUCUUAUCCGUCACAUUGUGAUGGAGGCCUGCAAAAACUGUGAUAAGGUUAGGUCGAUUGUUUUCCAGAUGCCCAGACUCAGGGUAGUUAAGAUGAGCAAGUACAGGUUCUUGUUCUUUGAUUGGUAAGCCUUUUGAAAAAACACGGAGUAGUCCUUGAAAAUAUUGUUGCAUUUCCGGGAGAAGUAUAUAUAGAUCAUCAUCAGUUCUUGUUCUUUGAUUGACAGCCAGAGAAACAAGAAACCUCGUUGCAAAUUUGCUUCAGAAUGUUAAUGAGUGUAGGUUCUGGACUUUAUCAUUGCCUUUCUGUUGAUGCAUAUGUCUGCAAGGGAAGUUGCAAUAUGGUUUUCCAAAAUCAGAUCAGACAAGGGUUAAAAUUUGUUAUGAGAUCUUUAUGAUUUUUCUAAUGAUAUUGCCAGAGCACAAAUAAAAUAGCUGCUAAUGCAUUAUCUUCUAUUACUAUUCCCGCAUUUUGGGCCAAAAAAUAAAAUAAAAAACAACUAGCACAAAAUCAAUCAGCCCUCUCAAAGAAUAAAAACAACCAUUAUAUGAUGUUUUCCAUUUUGAGAGUCCAUCCCUAACACAUAAUACGGACAAUAUGUAAAAGAAGGGUGUUAGUUUUUGAAGUCACCAUCUUUACUACUUAAAGUUACCAUAAAUUUUUUUGGACCAUUUUGCCCCUCACAUUUCAAACUUCCACUUAAGGAAAAAAGAGAGAAAACUUGAAGCCACCACCCUUCUAAACCCCAU